GCAAUCACACCUUUGAAACUAUAGGUCUUGCCUUUACUGUGAAAAACCUAGAGCAGAAAACAAAAGGUUCCUGUUGAAGACAACCUCCACCACUGCAGAGCAGAGCUUCAUUCCUUUCGUUUUCACUUGACCAGCAACAUUUCCUGGAAAAGAUGGCCCCUAAUAUGGUGAUUCAGAAUAUGUCCUUUAGACUUGGACAAUCCAUGGCCAUUGUUGGAACUGUUAAACCCAAUGCUGCCAAUUUCUCUGUGAAUAUUGGUUACAAUGAUCAGAACAUUGCCUUGCACCUGAAUCCCCGUUUUAAUGCCUUUGGAGACAGAGACACGAUCGUCUGUAACUCUCAGCAACAAGGCAGGUGGCAGCAGGAGGUUCGGCCUGGGGGCUUUUGUUUCCUCAGAGGAGAGAACUUCAAGAUCAUCAUUAAAUUGACCUCUACAGGAUUUGUGGUGACCUUACCGAAUGGCUCUCAGAUCUGUUUCCCCAACCGCUUCUAUUCUGAUAAAUACUCCUACUUCUCCUUUAAUGGUGAUGUUCGCAUCAAAAGCUUUGAGAUUUACUGAGCUUCAUCCCAAAUCUGCAUCCAGCAUUGCUGCUUUUACACAAAAUGAAAAAUAAAAACCUGUGUUCCCUUUGAUCUUAUGAUAAAAGUAGUUUGGUGCGUGCAGAUACCACCAUCAAUGAAAGAUUUCAGUAGAUAAACUUAUCAGAAACCCAAAAAUGUCAAUUUUUUUUUUUGUUUGAAGGUAUGGGGUGUCUUGGGAUUUAAUGAUCUUUUUACCUGUAAAAUCUUUUUAAACAAUUAAAAAUGUAGGCACCUUCAACAAAUCUUUUAAAGUCUAGUUUUCUAUUUGAUUUAUUACCUUAAAUUCAAAUGAUUUCUUUGAGUUGUCUAUUAAAACUGCUUCUUUUUUUUUACCUUAAGUGAGUCCGGUGUUAUAAGGGACAAAGUACAGUUUCUAUCUGGGCCAUAAACAAAUAUGAGUUUGCCUUACUCUUUUUGUCAGAAGUCAGAACUCUGUCUCCCCCUUUCGUUACCAUCGGUAACCAUCUCCAGAGUUCCAACCACACUUCCUGGAUGCCACACACCCGACUCUCAUUUCACUCAAUCAACCACAGCAUACUGAAGCUCUGCACUGAGCUGAGCUCAUUGUGAAGUCUUGUUUGUGCCACUCUGCUGUCAUUACCAUUUGUUAUAGCCGGACCUGUUCCUGCCUGCUUGACCUUGAUUUAGCUUUGUGGACUUUUAGCUGAGCUAAUAAACCUGCUGCAUUUGGAUCCA
This is a messenger RNA of Oryzias latipes (Japanese medaka), 1279 nucleotides long. Its product is annotated as beta-galactoside-binding lectin. Gene Ontology annotation, molecular function: laminin binding; carbohydrate binding; galactoside binding. NCBI's taxonomy places the organism in Eukaryota, Metazoa, Chordata, Actinopteri, Beloniformes, Adrianichthyidae. The record is from RefSeq and is a predicted model, not a curated record.